AUGAGGGCGCUGCCCCCGCGCUGGGCGGCCCUGGCUGUGCGAGCGGCGGGCGGGCAGUGGGCGCCGCCCGUGCCCCGCCGCGGUCGCAGCGGCCCCGGCCCGCCGCGGGAGUGGGCGCUGUCGGUGAGCCCGCGGGGGCGGCUGCGGGUGCGGCUGCCGUGCCAGGUGAGCGUCCGCCCGCUGGACCCGCAGCGCUGCCCGGGCGCGGACCGGGUGCUGGUGGCCGUGAGCGGCGGCAGCCCCGGGCGGGAGCGAGAGCGGGACCCGGUGCGGGUGGAGCACGACGAGGCGCUGGGGCAGGUGGCGAUCGUGGCGGACGGCGUGGACAGCAAGACCGCCGUGGACAUCCGGACGCCGGUGAUGUUCGAUUUGGAUAUCAAAACAUCAGGGACUGGCUGCGUGAAGAUUCAGAAAAUAGAAUGUGAUAACUGCAAAAUAGAAACAGAGAAGGGGACGAGUGUCUUGCAGUCAAUAAAGAGCCAUAAAAUUGAUAUAAGGACAAAUGGUGGUAAAGUAAUUGGUCUUGGAACACUUUAUGGCAAUACAGAUAUUUGUGCAACAGAAAAGGGGAGUGUAAAUAUAGAGAAGCUGCAGGGGACAACCAUCAAUAUAUCCACUGAAGAUGGGCCGCUGAAAACUAAGUAUCUCUAUGCAGAAUCAGCAUCUCUCUCUUCAGAAUCUGGUGAUAUUAUGCUGGGAAGUGUUCAUGGUAAUACCAACCUUCAGACCAGAAGAGGGAGUAUCACAGUAGAUUCAUCAGAUGGAAGUCUAAAAGCUUCUACAUAUCAUGGGACAAUAGAUGUUUAUGUCAGUCAAUUAAGAAAAGUGGAUCUGAAAUCCCAGAAAGGUUCAAUUACAGUCAAGGUACCUGCAUCUCUCAAAGCCUAUUUAGAGCUGUCUGGAAGGAAAGUGGAUGUGAGCUCAGAGAUCCAGUUAAAAGAAACACAGAGUGCCUCCAAAGAUGAUCAUGUAACACUAAGUGGUCACAUGAAUCAAAGGGAUGAAACAGACAAAUGGAUUAAGGCUGACACACAAAAUGGCAAAGUGUGUCUUAAAAGCCAAAGCUGGAUCCAGUCUGUCAAGCUGAAGAGUUCUUAAAGGUGAAAUAGGCCAAAGAAGUUAAAUCAAGAAACUACAAAGGAACAUUUCUGUAAAAUUAUGAAAAGUUUUGGAUGAAUAUUCUUAAUAUAAAAGAGAAACUAUUAAAAAUGAGAGAAUUUUAACCCAAGAUUUGCCUGUGACAGUGCUGGUGCUAAACAGUCUGGUUUACUUUUAGUGCCUUUUAGGAACAGGAUGAUCUUACAUAUUCAGAAUUCAUAUAAUUUGACCCACUUACCAUAGCAGUUUAAAAGCUGAUAGCUUUCAAACAGAAGUUUGAAGUUGUUUUUUAAAAAUGUAAAAAAGCAUUUUCAACACUUCCAAGAUGCCAUGCUUUACAAGCUCUGUUGUACUUUUAAAUUAAAUGUCUCAAUACUGUGGGAAUUCUGCUGGUUUAUGCAAAAUGCAGAGAAUUUUCUUCAACCAAAUUGUAUCAUGGAUAGGAAAAAAUCACUUUCAGUGUGGUUCUUAUGUGGUCUUCUCAUUUGGUGUUUGAACCCUGAGCAGUUUCUGCCUGGCUGAUGGGUACUCUCUGUGUAAAAAUACUUCUGUGAAAUGGCAGAACUUGCUCUGUGUCAUCCUGAACCUCUGGUCUGUGGAUAGAAAGAAGAGCUCCAGCUCUGUCUACCACUGCUCGCCUGCAAAGAAAAGCUUUCAAGAUAAAUAAAAGUAGCAUGGAUCUGGCUGAUUUGAAGGAGGAGCACUCCUCCAACUGGACCUAGGGGAGAGUCCACCUGAGCAUUCCCCUAAGGAGAAGCUGCCCUAGGAGGGAAGUGUUCCCUUGUCGCUGAGAGCUGGAAUCUUUGCUUGCUCUGUCUGCAGUGAGUGAGAGCUCUCUCCUGCAGAGCUCCUGGGAGGCAGAGAGGGAGCUGUGAACCUGCACAAGGACAGGUCUGAUCUGGUGGAGGGUUCUGUGUUACUGUAAAAUAAGCACACAGCAAAGUAAAUGGGGGUUUUAAAAGCCUUUCCAUGCGUCUCUGUGGCACCUUAUAAAAGCAGGAGUGAAAUUUGUGUUUUAAGCUGAAAUGUCAGAAUCCCUGCCAGCUCAGGGGAUGGUGAGGAUCAGGAGAGAAUUCAGAGUGCCAGCUCAGGCUUUAGGUUUUGUACAUAUGUGUAUGUUCUUUAAGGCAUAAUGGGACAUUAUGAAAUUAACUUCUUUUGCCACAGGAUUCCCCAGGAGAUAUAAUUGCCCCUGGCUAAUGGACUUCAAGACUCAAGGGCAGCAUACCUACUGUAAUUCAGGGAGGUUAAAAACUCCCCUUCCUGUUUAUUGUUGUGUGUACUGCUUGUUGGGAUGAGGUGGGCACUAAUGCAUAUGACAAAUUAUAUGUAUUUUUAAUAUAAACAGUAAUAUAUAAAGCAUUUCUAAUAGUAUUACUAAAGGCAUUACAAUAUUACUAGAUAUAUUAUUAUACUUUUUAAAAUUACAAAAUUAAUAAAUUAAAUGGUUUUUGAUAGCCAGAAAAA
Messenger RNA from Melospiza georgiana, 2565 nucleotides. RefSeq names its product family with sequence similarity 185 member A (gene FAM185A). Bases 1 to 1098 code for a protein of 365 amino acids. The record is from RefSeq and is a predicted model, not a curated record. The transcript has 8 exons. Lineage: Eukaryota; Metazoa; Chordata; Aves; Passeriformes; Passerellidae.